GGAUAUUGGGUGAAGAUCCGCUAGCUUGGCGACCUCGCCAAGCGAGCGAAUCUUCACGUGUAAGGGCACCUUUAUGGACCCCACCAAGCACCGCCUGCCCUUCCUUGUUAUUUCCCCGCUGCACUUUCUCCCUCGAUUGCUGAGAAGGGGCUGGUGAUGAGUGAGCAGAGGGGGUUUGGGGGCCACUGGAGUAGCAGCCAGUGAGCCUCGCACAUUCCAGUCAGACCCUGGACCCCACUUGUGUGCCGUGACUUAUGUGUAUUAUAAAAAAUUAUUUACUCUUCUUUAUAAAAUGAGGAUAGAGGGAUGUUGGGGUCUGGGUGGAGCUCCAUGACUUGCAAGGUAAUGGGGCCUCAUGCUACAAGUAAAUGGACUUUGGUGUCUAAUAUCCUUAUACUUUGCAAGAGGGGUACGUUAUUUCCUAUAUAAUAUACAAUCUGUUCAAAAUUAGGCUUUCUCUUGGCUGAAGUGGCUAGACAGUCAGAUCUAUCACGUUCCAAGGUGUAGUGACAGAUGGACAGUUUGUCUGAUAUCCUUCUUAUCUACUCCUAACCUGGGAAUACAGGUGUCUUGUAUGUUCUGUUAAACACAAUUCUGGACACAUAUGUAACGAGGCAGCUCCUGUUCAUAGACUUACAGUAAAUGUAAAUAGGCAGAUAAUAAAUGGAAAAUUCAAAGAACAUGUAACAACCUUUUGUACAGGACCAUAACUAUUAUGGUGCCCUUAUUUCAUACUAAAGAUCUCAGAUUGAGUGUGUGCUCAUAUCUCAGCUGGCCCAACACUAUUUGGUCUUCUAAGGGCCUGACUUCCGCUACGGUGAUGGCCGCGCAAUUAGUAAGUUAAACAAAAUACAUAGAUUGUACUUUGUGUCAUUUAUAUCUGCUCGAACGCCUCAAUGAGCACCAGGCACUGUCCUGCUGGAUUAAUGAUCAAUUACCCCUACCUGUUUCUGGCAGUCAGCAGUUCUGCCACUGACCCUCUACUGCCAUAAGAUUCUCACUUCAGCAAGAGGAUCCAGCAGAACGAAGAGACAUGGACAGGAACAUCACAUCCAGAAUAUCCAUCCCAGUCCAACAGUUCAAUAUCUCAGACAUCAUAGUCAUUGCUGCCUACUUUCUUCUCAAUGUGGCCGUUGGCAUUUGGUCGUCCUGUCGGGUGAACAGGAACACGCUGAGCGGUUAUUUCCUGGCAGGAAGGAACAUGGCUUGGUGGCCAAUUGGUGCAUCUCUCUUUGCAAGCAGCGAGGGAUCGGGGCUGUUUAUCGGUUUGGCAGGUACCGGAGCAGCAGGGGGCAUCGCGGUUGCAGGCUUCGAAUGGAAUGCUACCUACAUCCUGCUGGCUCUGGCUUGGAUCUUCGUACCAGUCUACAUCUCAUCUGGGAUUGUGACUAUGCCCGAGUACCUGCAGAGAAGGUUCGGGGGAGAGCGGAUCCAGAUGUACCUUUCCGGUCUCUCCUUGUUGCUAUCGGUGUUUACCAAGAUUUCGACUGACCUGUAUUCCGGAGCGCUGUUUAUACAAGUGUGUUUGGGUUGGAACCUCUAUCUCUCUACGGUUCUCAUGCUGGUGGUGACCGCCCUGUACACUAUUGCAGGUGGUUUGGCCGCAGUUAUCUAUACAGAUGCUUUGCAAACAGUGAUUAUGAUCGUCGGAGCGGUUAUACUGACAAUCACAGCAUUUAACAAAAUAGGAGGGUACCAAAACUUGGAGGUGGCUUACGCACAAGCCGUUCCAUCCCAGAUUGUCCCGAACACCACGUGCCACCUUCCGCGCCACGACGCCAUGCACCUUUUCCGAGACCCUGUCUCCGGUGAUCUCCCGUGGCCCGGCAUGACAUUUGGCCUGACUAUCCUCGCCGCUUGGUACUGGUGCACAGACCAGGUUAUUGUACAGAGAUCCCUGUCUGCAAAGAACCUGAGUCACGCCAAGGCCGGAUCCAUCCUCGCCAGCUACCUAAAGAUGCUUCCCAUGAUAUUCAUCAUUAUGCCAGGGAUGAUCAGCCGAGCUCUUUAUCCAGAUUCUGUGGCGUGCGUAGUUCCGGAAGUGUGCCAGGAGGUUUGCGGAACGGAGGCCGGUUGUUCCAAUAUUGCAUAUCCCAAGCUGGUCAUUGAGCUUAUGCCUAGCGGUCUGCGUGGGCUGAUGAUUGCCGUUAUGAUGGCCGCCCUCAUGUCCUCCCUGACAUCCAUAUUCAACAGCAGCAGCACCCUGUUCACCAUGGAUAUCUGGAGGAAGAUAAGGAAGAAUGCCAAUGAGAAGGAGCUACUCCUGGUCGGAAGGAUCGUCACCGUGGUGUUGGUGGCCAUCAGCGUAGUGUGGAUUCCCAUUCUACAAAGCGCUAACAGUGGGCAGCUCUACGUCUACAUCCAGUCUGUUACAAGUUACCUGGCCCCCCCGGUUACAGCUGUCUUUGCCUUGGCGGUUUUCUGGAGAAGAGCCAAUGAGCAGGGGGCAUUCUGGGGGCUGAUGGUGGGACUUAUCGUUGGCCUUGUUCGGAUGAUCCUGGAAUUUGUGUACCCCUUCCCUCGCUGUGGGAUCCCCGAUGAAAGGCCGUCGGUGCUCAAGGACGUGCACUACCUGCACUUUGCCAUCAUCCUGUGCGCCCUGACUGUGGGGGUAGUAGUGGGGGUCAGUCUCCUGACAGAGCCGCCCUUGCAGUCGCAGAUAAAAAACCUGACAUGGUGGACCAUAUCCCAGGGACGAGCCCCGGCUGAAAUCACACUCAGGAAAGUGUCGACUAGAAGCCAAUCAACACAAGGAGCCAAUGAUGCAGCUCCCACUAAUUGCUCCCCUCGCAGCAGAUCGUGGAGCACCUUGUUCUGCAGCACCCCAGAAGCAACGGUGGAAUCUCCCAAACCCCUCCCACCCCGAAGCAUAAAGGAAGAUCCAUUCUGGGCGCGGGUGUGCUGUAUCAACGCCAUCAUCUUGAUAUGUGUCAACAUCUUUUUCUAUGCAUACUUUGCUUGAGCAGAAAAGGAAGAGCCCAAGAAGUGGGGGGAUCUCAGCGUGUUGGACGCCCCUAGGGCUUUAUUGGCUCGUGUGUUUAACCAAAGAGCAUUACGAACUCUUCAGGUAGAAGUCAUACGCUCAGCAGAGAUCCACAUAAACCCCUACAUAGGUAUAUACAUAUAUAUAUAUAUAUAUAUGGAUGUAUUAUACUUUAAUAAGCAAAAAAUGUACAACUGGACUCUUUUGUUGGUUUGUCAUUAGUCCAUUAGUUUCUAGGGCAGAUAACUCUAUGUAUAUAGCCAUAGCCGUAUAUAGCCAUAGCCAUAUAUAGCCAUAGCAGUAUAUACAGUAGCCAUAGCCGUAUAUAGCCAUAGACGUAUAUAGCCGUGCCACAAGGAGUAGUAAUAGUGUCAGCCCAUGUGUAGCCAGGGUAAGGUUGUGCCAGCUUGGGUGCCCAAAAGGAACCAACUUUCUGCUCAAAUGCAAUUGGACGGGGGGGGGGCAGUCUCUCAUUGCACUCUUUGCAUUUGCUUUAUAUUAGGUCACAAGUUGCUUUUCCCACUAGGGUCAAUAAAACAAAGUGGCAAGCAGUGUGGGUCCCAUCAGUAUAGCACGGCUUGCUUAUCCACGGUAGCCACAUUGGGUAUGUUACAAAUAUAAUUAUGUCAUAAAAAGUGGCGGAAAAUAAAUGGUGUAUAUUUAA
Molecule: messenger RNA, 3647 nt
Organism: Xenopus tropicalis (tropical clawed frog)
Lineage: Eukaryota; Metazoa; Chordata; Amphibia; Anura; Pipidae
Gene: slc5a10
Product: solute carrier family 5 (sodium/sugar cotransporter), member 10
Exons: 15
Coding region: 1034-2962 (642 amino acids)
Biological process (GO): carbohydrate transmembrane transport; transmembrane transport; fructose transmembrane transport
Cellular component (GO): membrane; apical plasma membrane
Molecular function (GO): hexose transmembrane transporter activity; carbohydrate:monoatomic cation symporter activity; solute:sodium symporter activity
Source: RefSeq, a predicted model, not a curated record